UGCACCCUCCCUCCUCGUCCGUGGCCGUGCCUUAAUCCCUCGAAUCAGAGCAACUCUCGCCGCCUCCUCCUUUUGCAGAGAGAGUAAACCUCUCUCGAUCCCGUCGGAUGGGGAGGAGGCCAACCGAGGCGGGCGGGCGGCCCUUCUGGAUCCUCGUCGCGGCGGUGCUCGUCUCGUGCCCCCUGGCCUACCUCGCCCUGUCGACGGCCCUCCGCCGGCCGGAAUCCCGAUUCUCGGAGCAUUCGUACGACGGUGCCGGGCAGGAGGGGAGGGGAGCGGCCAGCGGCGACGAGGAUUGCUGCAGGGGCCAGGAGCAUCUGGAGCUCUGGGGGGCCGCCAUCAAGUGGGGCACCGAUCACAAGUUCAACUCGUCCAGGGAGUGCUGCCGAGCUUGCAAGUCCAUGUGUGGCGAGGAUGGGCCGUGCCUCUGUAACUCCUGGGUGUUCUGCGGCGAUAGGGAGCGGUGCGGCGACAGGUUCGGGGAGUGCUGGCUGAAGAAACAGGAAGAUGUCUUGCUUCCUGCAUUACAUGACUCUGGGAAAAAGGUGAUCUGGACUUCUGGUCUUAUUUAUGGAAAAGGAGAGGGCAUUGUUGGUCUGGAAACAGAUUAUGGAACACUUCGUAUCAAAGUAAGUGAUCAUGUCUAUAUGAUUAUAUCAACGCCAAUGCUAAAAUACAACCACAAAUUGUUCUACCUGCUUUUCCCUGAUUGUGCACCACACUCUGUUGCCUAUAUUCUUGAGCUAUUGCGAUCACGCCAUUGUGCUGGUUGCCAAAUUUAUCGCGCAGAAGGCCGAGGCUAUUCUUGGGAUACUAAAGGGAACCACAUAUCAGAUGCUUCUUUUGGUCCUCCUUAUGCUUUGAUUCAAGGAACACUAGAAGCUGAAGGAUUUCUAUUCAAGAAGUCACCAUUGGAGGCUUGCCCUGCAUUAACGAGAGGAUCUGUUGCAUGGGUUGACUCUGGCCCUGAUUUCUUAAUCAGCCUGGCAAAUCACAAUGAGUGGAGAAGAGCAUACACAGUCUUUGGUGCCGUUUUGCCCGAAGACAUGGAUAUUGCAGAAAAAAUAGCUGGCCUUGGAACGAAGUCAGAUGUGUGGGACAACAUUAAUGUGUUAGUGUUGGAAAAACCUAUAAAUCUAAAGCUCAAGCGAGUUGCAGAUAUAGGUGCAAGAGAGUCUUAGAUGCACUCUUAGCUGCUAUUUCCCUUGUUAGUAUCAAGACAUAACCCAGACCUAAUACAUUAAGCUCGAUGUUGAUAGCUAAAAAUGUGGUCUCUUGUCGACCAACUUUUAUAGAGUCUGCAUACAGUUAUCUCCCUAAACAUGGUUGCAUUGGAGGAACAUAAUCUCUGUUCUACAUGCUCUGGGAACCAGUGUAUGUUUGUAAAGAAAUGAGAAAUCAAUAUUUGUCAUCAGCAGCUUUAUUGCAAA
Musa acuminata AAA Group (dessert banana) is the source of this 1430-nucleotide messenger RNA. RefSeq lists its product as uncharacterized. Lineage: Eukaryota; Viridiplantae; Streptophyta; Magnoliopsida; Zingiberales; Musaceae. The transcript is spliced from 5 exons. The record is from RefSeq and is a predicted model, not a curated record. Gene Ontology annotation, molecular function: peptidyl-prolyl cis-trans isomerase activity. Bases 108 to 1181 code for a protein of 357 amino acids. Gene Ontology annotation, biological process: protein peptidyl-prolyl isomerization.